Molecule: messenger RNA, 801 nt
Organism: Perkinsus marinus ATCC 50983
Lineage: Eukaryota; Perkinsozoa; Perkinsida; Perkinsidae
Product: arv1, putative
Exons: 7
Coding region: 23-562 (179 amino acids)
Biological process (GO): sphingolipid metabolic process; sterol metabolic process; regulation of plasma membrane sterol distribution
Cellular component (GO): cortical endoplasmic reticulum; Golgi apparatus
Source: RefSeq, a predicted model, not a curated record
CAAGCCUUGAUCGCUCAUUUCGAUGAUAUGUGUAGAGUGCGGACAAGUGGUGAAAAGCCUCUUCCGAGAGUAUUCGCGUGGCAAUAUCCGCCUCACUCAUUGCCAGAACUGUGGCGCUAUAGCUGAUAAAUAUAUCGAGUUAGAGAUACAACUGGUGUUCGUCGACCUGAUACUGCACAGGAGUCAGGCUUAUCGGCACAUACUUUUUAACCGGGGGACUAUUCGGGUUCACAAGGAGGUAUACAAGUUUCUCACGGUUAUGUUUGCCUUGGACUCGUUCGAUCAGUGGUUCCUCUGCGGUCGAAGUAAAGAGGCCGAUUAUCUUGAGAGUCAUCCCGUCGGUUCUGAAAGGUAUCCUUGGGAGGAGUUUGCAAGGUGGCUCCAACCUCACGAGCAUCAAUGGAUGUUACUCAUAGAAGCAGUUAUGGAAACCGUUGUGUAUCUGGCAGUCAUCUGUUGGUUAACCAGACUCUACGUCACGCUCCUGCAGGAUAGGAAGAUCCCCGACCCGUCGAAGCCUUCGCAAUAUGACAUUAUGGAAUUGGUAUUCUACUGUGGAUGAUAUGGGAUGCCAGCCGCUUGAUCCGAAAGGCCAUAUCAGUGUUCACCCUAACUUCGAAUAUAGUUGCUGUGCGAGUCUUCUUACGUUGCGAUAGUUACACACCACCUGUCACCAUUGUCGGGCUAGCGUUCGUUGCGAGGGCACUCUUCAGAUGUGCCAUGUCUACUCUGGAGCCCACAUUGGAGUUUAGUAUCAUAUAGUACGUUUGUGCACUGUGAACAUUGAUUUUUCCUCUUUGG